CGCCCACCAAAAUGUCCUAAAAGUUACUACAAGCUUUCAAUAAUCAUUAAUCAAUUAUUGUUAAAAAAAAAAGUGAUCUCAAUCUCAACCAGAAAGUGAUAAAAACAGAACCAAAAGAUCCACCGAACCUUGUGUUUUUUCUAUUCCUCACCCAGGAUCCAACCUUGUCCAAAAACACCAACAAAUUCAUCUCUUUCCUCGUAUAAUCCGAAUCUCCCUUUCUCAUCAUAAUAAUAUAAGAUCUCUCCGUGUGUCAAAAAAUAAAAAAUAUAAGAUCUCUCUCGAUCUCUCCCAUUUCCUUUCAAUUUAGUAAUCAAAAUCUCUCAUUGAUUUUAUCUUACAAAGUACCUUUCAAUUUUAUUUUCUAUCUUCUAUAAUGGAAGCUGCGUUGGAUCAAGCUACUAGUACAUGUUCUCACUGUGAUCGAGCUAUCCCUAUUGCAAAUGUUGACUUGCAUAAUGCUCAUUGCUCAAGGAACCUUCAAAAAUGCAAAGUUUGUGGUGAUAUGGUUCCUAAAAAAAAUGCUGAGGAUCAUUAUUUAACCACUCAUGCGCCGGUUUCCUGUUCAUUGUGCAGUGAGACAAUAGAUCGUGAUAUCAUAGAUAUCCAUAAAGGUGAAAAUUGCCCUAAAAGGAUUGUCACUUGUGACUUCUGUGAAUUCCCAUUGCCAGCUGUUGACCUAGCUGAGCAUCAGGAAGUAUGCGGGAAUCGAACAGAACUGUGUCACCUUUGUAACAAAUAUGUUAGACUUCGUGAAAGAUACACUCAUGAAGCUAGGUGCAAUGGGAUUCAAGAUAGCGCUGUUGGCUCUUCAAGGAAUGUGAGGGAGGCUGAAAGAGACGAAGGUGUUCAACGAAGGCGGCCGCAGAACGAGUUCUCAACUAAACGUCUUCUUUUCUCGAUAGCCAUCACUGGUAUUGCUGUUAUACUUGGAUCUAUUUUCCUACAAAGGAAAGCAGAUCCCAGUGAGAUGCAUUAGCAACAGAGAGGAAACAUAUUAGGUUCUUCUGCAAAUCUACUUUAAUCUGUAUAAUCCAUUUGCUGCUUUCAGAAGUCUUAUGAGAUGUAACUUUUUCUAGUGUAUUUUGUAACACGCCAGCAUUGUCAUCAUUUAUAUAUUUAUAUAUGAAUAAAUAACAAAUAACCAUA
Messenger RNA from Trifolium pratense (red clover), 1149 nucleotides. RefSeq names its product TRAF-type zinc finger domain-containing protein 1-like. The transcript is spliced from 5 exons. The record is from RefSeq and is a predicted model, not a curated record. Lineage: Eukaryota; Viridiplantae; Streptophyta; Magnoliopsida; Fabales; Fabaceae. Bases 377 to 979 code for a protein of 200 amino acids.